AUGUAAAGGUUUCAUGGGCAAUUUAGCUGCUGAAUACUACGAAGCUGUGGUCGUGGAUGGAGUCAUCAAGUGUGUGACUGUAUGCAACAGUCUACAUACAAGCCCUAAAACAUGCUACAAUAAGGGAAUCUGCAAACUGUUCAGUGGCUUUGGACCUCUUUGCCAGUGCCAACAUGUGGAGUCCACUUGGUACUUGGGCAAUGACUGUGGCUACCCUAUAGUGAGGACUGCCUUCUACGUAGGGUUGAGCGUGACCCUUGCUUGCCUUUUGGUGUCGGUGGGAGCCUUAACUGCAUACCUGAUGAUCACCAAACAAAAGCAAACACUGAAUAAAGACAUUAAAAACAAACAAGUGAAUCAGUGGAUGGCUGAAGACUUUGAGUGGUCCAGAGCCAACAGCGCCACUGGCACAUACAAUGCUGGUGAGUUUGUAAACAUUCGCACCUGAAGCAUAUGGCGUCCACAGAGAGGUUGACAGACAUCCUGCACCUGUCUACCAGCUCAGCCAACCAUCUUUGGAUACUGACAGCAGACAUUGGAGCCCGUCGGCAAGCAUCUACCUACCAUCACAGCCAGCACGCAGACACAACGCUCCUUCUUCUGAUGCUGGAUUCUCACAGUCUGCCAGCAUACCCCUCAGAGCCAUUCCAACAAACCUGAUGAUGAUCAACAGACCUCAGAUCAGAACAUCCUGGAAUGCCUGACAACUGAAAUCUUGAUGAUGAUGACUACUUGUUUUAUUCAUUUUUGCUGCCUAAUAUAAACGCAUUUAUAUGGAUAUAGAAUGCAGCAGGUAUAAUUGUUCAAGCUGUUCUCAUGAACCAUUCAUAUAUUGCCACAAAAUAGUAAGCAAUUUAAUUUGUAUGUAUUCCA
Etheostoma cragini (Arkansas darter) is the source of this 873-nucleotide messenger RNA. RefSeq names its product mucin 3A, cell surface associated (gene muc3a). The record is from RefSeq and is a predicted model, not a curated record. Lineage: Eukaryota; Metazoa; Chordata; Actinopteri; Perciformes; Percidae. The coding region runs from base 14 to 448 and encodes 144 amino acids. The transcript has 5 exons.